Molecule: messenger RNA, 1154 nt
Organism: Ixodes scapularis (black-legged tick)
Lineage: Eukaryota; Metazoa; Arthropoda; Arachnida; Ixodida; Ixodidae
Exons: 2
Coding region: 73-600 (175 amino acids)
Source: RefSeq, a predicted model, not a curated record
UGGAAGUGCAAAAAAGCGCAACAUCGCCCCCCUGGCCACCCAACAUACACGACUACAGACGGUGGUGACCCCAUGGAACUCCAGGCCCCCAGCGGCUCUGGGAACACAGUGAAAAGGACCCAUCAAGACCCCAUGUUCCAGAAAGACUUGGAGAAACUGGAGGAACCAACAAAAAAGGCUACGACGUCUACUGCCAUGCAGUUCAAUGCAUCACGGUUCUACGGAAGAAGGCCGAAGGAAAAUGUUACUUUGGUUCCUGCAAGUGGGAAUUUGUCCGACAUCGGUUCAUCAGACGACAGCCUUUCGGACGAUGAUAAUGACCCAGAUUACAUUCCACCAGUUGUUGGGACGACGAGUGUACUCAACACCGUUACUUCAAUUCCUGAUGACAGCGAUUCCUGUAGCGAGGAAACUGACGAUGUGAGCGCGCGACUGACACCCUGCUCAAGUGCGAAGAAGGGAAAGCCAUCACUGUUCCAAUGGAAGGAAGAGCACCUCGACAACUUUACCAAGAUGCCAGACGACUUCGAGGAACCAGAUGCCUUGGCAUCCCCCCUUACGUACUUAAAAAAUUUUUUUAUGAAGACCUCAUCAGGAUGAUCACAUCUGAAACAAAUCUCUACUCUGUACGGCAACUAGGAGUUUCUAUUGGUAAAACUCAUGAAGAACGUGAGCAGUUUCUCGGCAUCCUACUUCUCAUGGGUGUAGUAACCAUGCCUGCAUUUUCGGACUAUUGGAGUGAAGAGUUUCGCUAUCCCAUGAUAACGGACACCAUGCCCCUCAACAGAUUCAAGAAACUCAGGCGUCCGGUUCAUUUCGUGUCAGAAGAAGAUGCAUCCGACAAAUACGCCAAAAUCCGACCAGUGCUGAACAGAAUACAAAAGAACUGCUCCAGCAUUCAGCAAGAGCAUCAGCAGUCAAUUGAUGAAAUGAUUGUGCCCUACAAAGGAACCCGCGCUGGUAAGCUCCGCCAAUACAUAAGGAAUAAACCCCACAAGUGGGGUUUCAAGCUUUUCGCCCGUGCUGGCGUUUCAGGAAUGGUACAUGAUAUUUUGCCCUAUGCUGGAUCGGAUACAUUUUUUGCCACCACAUUCACGGAAGAAGAGGAGGCCCUCGGACUAGGAGCAAAAGUUGUUGUUGCUUUAUGUAAAACC